Molecule: messenger RNA, 981 nt
Organism: Aspergillus ochraceoroseus IBT 24754
Lineage: Eukaryota; Fungi; Ascomycota; Eurotiomycetes; Eurotiales; Aspergillaceae
Product: T2 family ribonuclease
Exons: 5
Coding region: 37-828 (263 amino acids)
Biological process (GO): RNA catabolic process
Cellular component (GO): extracellular region
Molecular function (GO): RNA binding; ribonuclease T2 activity
Source: RefSeq, a predicted model, not a curated record
CCUCAAGUCCCGUCAAACAAGUGAAAAUUAUUCGCAAUGGCUUUCACAAAGUCUAUGCCUUCUGCGGGCAUGCUUGCCCUACUCACCAUGCGACUUGCCCCCAGCGUCCUGGCAGGCAUUGAGAGUUGCUCCUCCAACAGCCCUCUGAGCUGUUCCAGCUCCAGCACCGCUGCCUCUUGCUGCUACAAUUCCCCCGGAGGGUCUCUCCUCCAGACCCAGUUCUGGGACUACAACCCUUCCACCGGCCCAAGCGACUCUUGGACAAUUCACGGACUUUGGCCAGAUAACUGCGACGGCACAUAUCAGGAAUACUGCGAUUCGUCCCGCGAGUACGACGAUAUUACCACCAUUCUUCAAAACCAGGGCCGUACCGAGCUCCUGUCGUACAUGGAAACCUACUGGAAGGACUACGAGGGUAAUGAUGAAUCGUUCUGGGAGCACGAAUGGAACAAGCACGGAACCUGCAUCAACACUCUUAACCCUGAUUGCUACACCGAUUACACCGCACAGGAAGAAGUCGGUGACUUCUUCCAAAAGGUCGUGGAUCUUUUCAAGACCCGCAACACUUACCAGGCCCUUUCCGAUGCCGGCAUCACCCCAUCCGACUACAACACCUACAACCUAGCCGAUAUCCAGAACGCUCUCGCCGCGAUCCACGACGGCUAUGCCCCCUACGUUGGCUGCAAGGACGGCAACCUCAACCAGGUCUGGUACUUCUUCAACGUCAAGGGUAACGCAAUCGACGGCACCUACGUUUCUGCCGAGCCGCUCUCGUCUUCCUCCUGCCCCAGCUCCGGCAUCAGCUAUAACCCUAAGUCUUCCUACUAGACGAAGGGCUAGUAGAGGCGAGAAUAAGAUACACCAGUGGUUUCUUUCAAGUGCUAAGCGUUUCUCUAUCAAUAGCCUAUGUCAAUGUAUAUACAUACAUCACGAUGAACAUAAAAUGUGGAUGAUGGCCGGUACAAACCAUGUUGUCUCUGG